This is a messenger RNA of Apis mellifera (honey bee), 2601 nucleotides long. RefSeq names its product ankyrin-3. Bases 1 to 2601 code for a protein of 866 amino acids. NCBI's taxonomy places the organism in Eukaryota, Metazoa, Arthropoda, Insecta, Hymenoptera, Apidae. The transcript has 16 exons. Gene Ontology annotation, molecular function: protein binding. The record is from RefSeq and is a predicted model, not a curated record.
AUGAGCGUUGCAAAUAUACUUUUGCAAAGAGAUAGUAAACUUGAUGCACAAGGAAAGAAUGAUAUUUCUCCUUUACAUUUGGCUUGCCAUUAUGAUCAUCCAAAUGUUGCAAAUCUUUUGUUAGAAAAAGGAGCAUCCCCUCAUUUAGCUUCUCAAAAUGGACAUACUCCUCUACAUAUUGCUGCACGUAAAAAUCAGAUGGAUAUUGCUUCUACCCUCUUGGAGAACGGAGCAAACGCGAAUGCUGAAUCCAAAGCAGGAUUUACACCAUUGCAUUUAAGCGCACAAAAAGGACAUUAUGAUAUGACGAAUCUGUUAAUCGAGCAUGGAGCUGAUCCAAAUCAUAAAUCAAAGAAUGGUCUCACCGCACUGCACUUGUGUGCUCAAGAAGAUUUUAUCAAAGUGGCUUCUAUACUUGUGAAAAAUGGUGCAAACGUUGAAAGCGAAACCGAAACUGGUUACCGGCCAAUACAUGUCGCGGCACAUUUCGGGAAUCUUUCGAUGAUUAGAUUUCUUUUAAAACACAAUGCAACCAUCGACGUAAAAACUAAUCAAAAUUACACUCCGUUGCAUCAAGCUGCUCAACAAGGCCAUGCACAUAUUGUUAGUGCAUUGUUAGAAGGAAAUGCUUCGCAUAAAGCUCGAACGAAUGAUGGAUUGACUGCAUUAAAUAUAGCUCAAAAAUUAGGAUAUAUAUCUGUAAUGGAGGUAUUGAAGGGAUUGUCUUAUGAUACCUUGGCGCCUGAUAAUAAAAAUUGGGACGAGAAGUACAAAGUUAUCGCACCUGAAAGUUUGCAAGAGACUAGUUUUAUGUCUGAUUCUGACGAUGAAGGAGGUUCAGAUGCAUUGAUCAGCGAGCAGCCGUAUCGAUACCUUACAGCAGAUUUGAUGAAAAGUUUAAGAGAUGAUUCAUUGCCUAUUGAUGUUACCCGGGAUGAUCCAAUACAUAGACAAGUUACAAAAGAAGAAAAACAGGAUUUCACUCAAAGCAAUAAUUAUUGUCUAGCAGAAAACUUUGAUACUGAUGGAUUUAAUUUGGGAUUUUUAGUAAGUUUCUUGGUGGACGCACGGGGAGGUGCUAUGAAAGGAUGCAGACACAGCGGUGUACGUAUCAUUGUGCCACCGCGUAGAGCAACAAUGCCGAUUCGCGUUACAUGUAGAUUGAUAAAACCUAAUAAAGUUGCAAAUCCUCCUCCUUUAAUGGAGGGAGAGGCUUUAGCAACUCGUAUCAUAGAAAUGGGACCAAUUGGUGCUACGUUUCUAGGCCCAGUUUUAAUCGAUAUACCACAUUUCGCGUCUAUUCGAGGAAAGGAGAGAGAGAUCAUUAUUCUUAGAAGUGAUAAUGGUGAAACGUGGAAAGAACACGAUAAUUCUGCUGAUAAUGACACCACUCUGUUAAACACUCCAUAUGAUCCUCAAAUGAGCGCUACUCAUUCUGGCAGAAUUACCCGUAUAAUAACAACCGAUUUUCCCCAAUACUUUGCUAUUAUCACGAGAAUCAAACAGGAGGUUCACGUGAUUGGUGCCGAGGGUGGAAUUUUAACAUCGAGUGUGGCCAACGACGUCCAAGCAGUCUUUCCACCAGGAGCAUUGACAAAGAAGAUUAAAGUUGGAUUACAAGCUCACGUCAUUCCUGCAGAGCUUACAGCAAAGUUACUAGGAAAUUGCGUAGCUGUUUCACCUGUAAUAACGAUCGAGCCGAGAAGACGAAAGUUUCAUAAACCAAUCACUCUUACGAUACCUGUACCACAAGCAGCGAAUAAAGGGAUGAUUAAUCAAUAUGGUGGUGAAACACCAACAUUAAGACUUUUAUGUAGUAUUGCAGGUGGAACCAGUGAGUCACAAUGGGAGGAUGUUACUGGGUCGACACCAUUAACUUUUAUGAACGAUACAGUGUCCUUUACCACAACUGUAUCCGCUCGAUUCUGGUUAAUGGAUUGCCGAAAUAUAGGCGCAGUUCCAAAAAUGGCAACCGAAUUAUAUGAAGAAUCGUUAUUUGUGCCAUAUAUUACAAAUUUUAUAAUAUAUUCGAAACGAAUGGAUGUGCUUGAAGCAACAUUAAGGGUGUUAUGCAUGACCGAUGGAAAAGAAGGAAUGCACACUUUGGAAAGGCAAGAGGAAUUUAUCGAAAUUGUAAAAAGCCGCGAUGUCGAAGCACUCGAUGGGAAAGAUCUUUAUAUCGAAUUCAGUGGAAAUUUAGUACCUGUGACGAAAUCGGGAGUACAAUUGAAAUUUACUUUUAAAGCUUUUCGUCAGAAUCGUUUAUCUUUUCACGUGAAAGUGAAAGAUCCGUUGUUGGAUCCGGUUGCUAGGAUGCUGUUUAUGCGAGAACCGAAAGUAGCGAAAGGAGAACCGCCUCAACAACCAAUUUGCGUGUUGAAUAUUGUUCUUCCAGAAAUUAUAACUAAAGUUGAAGUACAAAAGAAAUUGAAAGAUUAUGAAGAUUCGAAUAUUAUUAGUCAAAAAUUGGAUUCUUAUGAAUCGAAAUACAAGAUGGAACAAAAAGAGAAAGGCGACGAACCUAAGGAUAUUUCGCCUUCCGAAAAGAAAUUUAUUACCGACACUUUGCAAAAGGAACGAACAGGUAAAAUUUGGUAUUAA